Molecule: messenger RNA, 1905 nt
Organism: Cucurbita pepo subsp. pepo (vegetable marrow)
Lineage: Eukaryota; Viridiplantae; Streptophyta; Magnoliopsida; Cucurbitales; Cucurbitaceae
Gene: BSK6
Product: kinase with tetratricopeptide repeat domain-containing protein
Biological process (GO): protein phosphorylation; brassinosteroid mediated signaling pathway
Molecular function (GO): ATP binding; protein kinase activity; protein binding
Source: RefSeq, a predicted model, not a curated record
CAUAAACAAACCGACAUGAAAUGCAAGAGAGAGAAAUGGAUUCAAACAAUAUAAAAGAAAUUAAAGUGAAAAGUUCGUAUUAGCAGAAAAAUCUUGGAAAACAGAGAGAUUUUUUUUUUCUGAAAAUGAAUGCUAUUUGAUAAUUUUCUCCGCCCCCAAUUUCUUCAUUUCUUCUCUGUUCUUCACAGUUUGUUCAUAUUCCGCCAUUAAUGGGGGCUCGCUGCUCCAAAUUCUCCUUCUGCUGGUUCCACUCCCACCUCAAACCCUCUGUUUUGGAGUCCUCUGAUUUGGAAAAUGCUAACAAAAACGACCGGAACUUAUGGCCGAGUUUCACCCAGUUCAGCUUCGAGCGGCUGAAGGCGGCCACCGGCGGGUUUUCGUCGGAGAAUAUCGUGUCGGAGCAUGGAGAAAAAGCCCCUAAUGUCGUUUACAAAGGGAAGCUCGAUAAUGGGCGAUGGAUCGCCGUUAAGCGGUUCAACAAGCUCGCAUGGCCCGAUUCUCGCCAAUUCCUUGAAGAAGCAAGAUCGGUGGGGAAUUUGAGGAGUGAGCGCUUGGCGAACUUAAUUGGAUGUUGCUGUGAAGGCGAGGAGAGGUUGCUUGUGGCAGAGUUCAUGGCUAAUGAAACUCUUGCUAAACAUCUCUUUCACUGGGAGACAAAUCCAAUGAAAUGGGCAAUGAGAUUAAGGGUGGCAUUGUAUUUAGCUCAAGCUUUGGAGUAUUGCAGUGCCAAGGGACGAGCGUUGUACCACGAUCUAAACGCUUAUCGAGUUUUGUUCGAUCAAGAUGGUAAUCCGAGGCUAUCGUGCUUUGGGCUUAUGAAGAACAGUAGGGAUGGAAAGAGUUAUAGUACGAAUCUGGCGUUUACCCCGCCCGAGUACUUGAGAACAGGUCGAGUGACACCGGAAAGUGUGGUUUAUAGCUAUGGUACCCUGCUGCUUGAUCUUCUUAGUGGCAAACAUAUUCCCCCUAGCCAUGCACUUGAUCUUAUUCGUGGGAAGAACUUCUUGAUGCUAAUGGAUUCUGCAUUGGAAGGCCAUUUCUCAAAUGAUGAUGGAACUGAGUUAGUGAGGUUAGCUUCCCGUUGUUUACAGUACGAAGCUCGGGAGAGGCCGAACGCGAAGUCUCUCGUGACUGCUCUCUUGCCACUUCAGAAAGAUUCAGAGGUUCCAUCUUAUGUUUUGAUGGGUAUCGAACAUGAGAAUGCAUCCUCAACCGAACCAUUAUCGUUAACACCAUUUGGCGAAGCGUGCUUGAGAAAGGAUCUUACUGCCAUACAUGAAAUGCUGGACAAGAAUGGAUACAAGGAUGAUGAGGGCAUUGCCAAUGAGCUUUCCUUUCAGAUGUGGACCAGUCAAAUGCAGGAGACUCUGAAUUCCAAGAAACAUGGAGACACAGCUUUCCGAGCUAGAGACUUCGCUACUGCCAUUGAUUGCUAUACACAAUUCAUUGAUGGCGGGACGAUGGUAUCGCCGACGGUGUACGCACGGCGCUGUUUAUCGUACCUGAUGAGCGAGAUGGGGCAAGAAGCUCUAGGAGAUGCAAUGCAGGCUCAGGCAAUAUCUCCAGAAUGGGCGACUGCUCUGUAUCUUCAAGCAACAUGCCUGUUCAGCCUUGGGAUGGAGAAUGAAGCACAAGAAGCUCUAAAAGAGGGCACUAAAUUUGAAGCCAAAAAGAACAAAAACUGAGCAAAAGAAUUGCAGGGGUUGUUGUUCUCCAUUGUUUUUAUGCCCUUCUUUCAUCUAUUGUAGCUUAUUUCUCUUGUAUCUAUCUUCCUUUUUUCUCAUUAUUAUUAUUUUUUUUUUUUGGAGUUUUGCUCUGCAAACUUCGACCAUUUUGUUGUUACAUACAAGAAUACUGGAAAAGGUUGUUGUGGCUUUGUUAAUCCAUUACUGUGGUUUCUUGUCA